Pecten maximus is the source of this 1291-nucleotide messenger RNA. RefSeq lists its product as uncharacterized. The record is from RefSeq and is a predicted model, not a curated record. The coding region runs from base 106 to 765 and encodes 219 amino acids. NCBI's taxonomy places the organism in Eukaryota, Metazoa, Mollusca, Bivalvia, Pectinida, Pectinidae. The transcript is spliced from 7 exons.
GUUGGGUCAGAGGUUACCAAUAUGUCCGACUGUUGGGGGGCCUAGUGACUGACAGCUGAUUGCAGACUUACUUCAGUUAAACUGUUUGAAGUGAGAGCAAGUCCGAUGGCUACCAGUAAGAAGCUAGCACUUACCAACAACAGUAAACAAAACGAGGCUAUCCUCAAAGAAAGAGUAAAAGAGCUUGAAGAUGAGGUGACAAGUCUGAGAAAGCGGCUAGAUGAUUUGAGGAAAGCUAAGAACACAACCGUUCUGAAGAGAGAGAGAGAAGUUUUGGAAGUGGGGACACCAUUUAGUAAACGGGAGACAACAGUAAAGGCAGCACCUGCUUCAGCUCCACAGAAUCCUCCGGAUAAUCGUAACAAAGAGAUCGAAGAACUCCGGAAAAAAUUUGCUGCUGAGGUUGAACUGUUAAAGAAACAGGAGAGUUCCUGUGACCACGAGGUUGUGAUUGAGGCAUUGCAAGGACAUGUCGGUAGUUUAGAGGCCGAUAAUGCAGCACUGGUAAUAGAAAAUACAGAUCUGAAAGAUAGAGUUAACUCCCUUGUCACAGAUCUCAGCAUAAAGGAGGCUAAUUGGUGUGAAAUGGAGGAGAAACUCAGGAUACAGAUAAAUAAGGCGUGGGGCGAUAAGUACAGGGAAUGGAUGGAAAAAACAGAGGGCAAGAUCACAGAGCUUCAACAGACUAACACACUACUGCGGGGCUACCUGAAAAAUCACAAACCAGGAGAUCCAGACCCUACAAGAAGAGACCCAAACAUGUGAUUCUGACUUUCUGGUGCUUCAAAAUCAUACCUAAUGUGACAGCAUUGAGCCUUGACCUUUACAGGAUGUCCUCAUCUGUAUAAUGAAACCCUAAGUGUAAACAGACAAUGAAGGAAAAGCUCAAGUUCAAAUUCCUUCCCUCUCAAUUGUUUGGUGAUAAAGAUGUAUAAAUAUGAAAUGUUUGAUGUGAUAGAACUAUGAUUUGCUAUGUUUUUGGUCGAUAAGGAACCACAAAAAUAGAUUGAUGUACGUUAUGUAUAUCAAAAUGCUUAAACUUUUAAAAUACUAUUUACUUUGUAAGGAAUUAUUAAUCUACGAAGUUUGUACCUCAAAACUAAAUAGCUCAAUAAACCCACAGAAAGGAAGUUCCCAUAACUGUUUAGGAUAUGAAAAUACAACAAAAUAAGGAGUAUUCUGGUGAUUUUCACUCAAAACUAUUUUUUGAAUAUCUGUCAUUGGUUCUAUGUGUAAAUCAUAAUUGCUAUAGGAUAUGAAUACAUUACAUACAUUCUGGUGACUUUCACUA